Messenger RNA from Phodopus roborovskii (desert hamster), 1231 nucleotides. It is a transcript of the gene Ercc8, whose product is annotated as ERCC excision repair 8, CSA ubiquitin ligase complex subunit. Gene Ontology annotation, cellular component: nucleotide-excision repair complex; Cul4A-RING E3 ubiquitin ligase complex. Gene Ontology annotation, biological process: transcription-coupled nucleotide-excision repair; protein polyubiquitination; proteasome-mediated ubiquitin-dependent protein catabolic process. The transcript is spliced from 12 exons. The coding region runs from base 20 to 1213 and encodes 397 amino acids. The record is from RefSeq and is a predicted model, not a curated record. NCBI's taxonomy places the organism in Eukaryota, Metazoa, Chordata, Mammalia, Rodentia, Cricetidae. Gene Ontology annotation, molecular function: protein binding.
GGCGGUGAGCGGGAGAGGGAUGCUGAGCUUUCUGUCCGCUCGGCAGUCGGGUGUGGAGGACCCUCUGCGGCUGCGGAGAGCGCAGUCCACGCGGAGGGUCCUGGCACUGGAGUUAAACAAAGACAGAGAUGUUGAAAGAAUCCACGGCAGUGGAGUUAACACUCUUGAUAUUGAGCCUGUUGAAGGAAGAUACAUGUUAUCGGGUGGUUCAGAUGGUGUGAUUGUACUCUAUGACCUUGAGAACUCCAGCAGACAACCCUAUUACACAUGUAAAGCAGUGUGUUCCGUUGGCAGAAGCCACCCUGAUGUCCACAAAUACAGCGUGGAGACUGUUCAGUGGUACCCUCAUGACACAGGCAUGUUCACAUCCAGCUCAUUCGAUAAAACUCUAAAAGUGUGGGAUACAAACACAUUGCAGGCUGCUGAUGUGUUUACUUUUGAAGAAACGAUUUAUAGUCAUCACAUGUCCCCAGCAGCCACCAAGCACUGUCUGGUAGCAGUUGGUACUAGAGGACCCAAGGUACAACUUUGUGACUUAAAGUCUGGAUCCUGUUCUCACAUUCUCCAGGGUCACAGACAGGAAAUACUAGCAGUUUCCUGGUCACCACGCUAUGACUAUAUAUUGGCAACAGCCAGUGCUGACAGUAGAGUAAAAUUAUGGGAUGUGAGAAGAGCAUCAGGAUGUUUGCUCACUCUUGAUCAGCAUAAUGGGAAGAAGUCACAGGCUGUUGAGUCAGCAAAUACUGCUCACAAUGGGAAAGUUAAUGGCUUAUGUUUUACAAGUGAUGGACUUCACCUGCUCACAGUUGGCACAGACAACCGCAUGAGGCUCUGGAACAGCUCCAGUGGGGAGAACACACUGGUGAACUAUGGGAAAGUUUGUAAUGACAGUAGGAAAGGACUGAAAUUCACGGUCUCCUGUGGCUGCAGCUCAGAAUUCGCUUUUGUUCCGUAUGGUAGCACCAUCGCAGUCUAUGCAGUUUACUCAGGAGAACAUCUAACUAUGCUUAAGGGACAUUAUAAAAGUGUUGACUGCUGUGUGUUUCAGUCUAAUUUCCAGGAGCUUUACAGCGGUAGCAGGGACUGUAAUAUUCUGGCUUGGGUACCAUCUUUGUAUGAACCAGUUCCUGAUGAUGAUGAUGAAGCUACAACUAAGUCCCAGUUGAAUCCAGCGUUUGAGGAUGCCUGGAGCAGCAGUGAUGAGGAGGGCUGACUGUCAGGCAGCCUUUGC